CUGUGGCCAGGCCUCUGCCCCACUAGACCUCAGUGUGGCCCACAGCACCAUCUGCUCCACACACAGGGCCUCACUUGCAUUCCACACAGCCAUGUUUUCACACACCCGUGUGGCACUGGUGACCGGGGCCAACAAGGGCAUCGGCUUCGCCAUCGCGCGCGACCUGUGCCGGCAGUUUUGGGGGGACGUGGUGCUCACUGCGCGGGACGCGGAGCGGGGCCAGGCGGCCGUGCAGCAGCUCCAGGCGGAGGGCCUGAGUCCGCGUUUCCACCUGCUGGACAUCGACGACCUGCAGAGCAUCCACGCCCUGCGCGACUUCCUGCGCAAGGAGUAUGGGGGCCUGGACGUGCUGGUCAACAACGCGGGCGUCUUCUUUGAUACUGAUGAUCACAAACCCUUACACAUUAAAGCAGAAGCCACAAUGAAAACAAACUUCUUUGGUACCAGAGACAUGUGCACAGAACUGCUGCCUCUAAUAAAACCCCAAGGCAGAGUGGUAAAUGUGUCUAGCAUACUGGGCUUAGUAGCUCUUAAAUACUGCAGCCCAGGAAUGCAGAAGAAGUUCAGAAGUGAGGUCAUCACAGAGGAAGAGCUGGUGGGACUCAUGAAAAAGUUCGUGAAUGAUACGAAGAACAGAGUGCACCAGAACGAGGGCUGGCCUGAUAUGAAAAUGCUCACAUAUGGAGUAUCAAAGAUGGGUAUCACAGUUCUGUCUAAAAUCUAUGCCAGGAAGCUGAGUGAGCAGAGGAGAGGGGACAGGAUCCUCCUGAAUGCCUGCUGCCCUGGGUGGGUGAGAACAGACAUGGGUGGACCUACAGCCAUUAAAAGUCCAGAAGAAGGAGCAGAGACCCCCGUCUACUUGGCCUUUUUGCCCUCAGAUGCUGAGGGGCCUCAUGGGGAGUUUGUUAUGGAGAAGAAAGUUGAACAAUGGGAACCCCCCCCUGAGUUCCCUUCAUGGGCCUUAUUAUGAUAUUGCCAUGAUUUGACCAAACAUAUUUCAUUAUCAACAAUAUCCUUAUUGAAAAAAAAAUUUUCAUAUCAAGUACUCACAUUGAAUUGUCUACUAAUUCUGUGAAGUCUUUUGUGAUUUCUUCUGUGAUAUAUGAGAAAACAAGUGGAAUUAAUGACAAUAAUGAAUGAACAUCAUAGAUCAAUAAACAAUUCUCAGUAAAUGUC
Suricata suricatta (meerkat) is the source of this 1176-nucleotide messenger RNA. Its product is annotated as carbonyl reductase [NADPH] 1-like. The transcript is spliced from 3 exons. The coding region runs from base 92 to 970 and encodes 292 amino acids. NCBI's taxonomy places the organism in Eukaryota, Metazoa, Chordata, Mammalia, Carnivora, Herpestidae. The record is from RefSeq and is a predicted model, not a curated record. Gene Ontology annotation, molecular function: carbonyl reductase (NADPH) activity.